Molecule: messenger RNA, 5752 nt
Organism: Musca vetustissima
Lineage: Eukaryota; Metazoa; Arthropoda; Insecta; Diptera; Muscidae
Product: nucleoporin Nup188-like
Exons: 8
Biological process (GO): protein import into nucleus; RNA export from nucleus
Cellular component (GO): nuclear pore inner ring
Molecular function (GO): structural constituent of nuclear pore
Source: RefSeq, a predicted model, not a curated record
AUUCCCAAGAAUCUAAAUAAUGGUAUUAUAUUCCCUUACAGAACUGACUGGAAGAAAUUAUGGCAGCUGGUGUCGGGCAUACAUCAUGAAACACCUGAAAGCACUGUCUUGGAAGAGCUAACAAAUGUAAGCCAAGAAUUACAGGAUGGCCUUUUGCAAUUUAAGACAUCGAAUGAUUCCAAAACAACUUUGGAAAAGUUGUUGGCGGAAAAGAAACAAGAGAAGCUACUGCCAUUUACCAUACGUUUGCAGGAAUUACUGGAUCUCGAAUCAGUGCAAUGUUGGGAAAUCUUAUGCUUCUAUUUGGCCAAUGAAUAUCGCGGUUCAGCCAGCUCCCUAACUACACUCAUAUCAACCGAAAAUAAUAUGACCCAAUUACUGGAUGAUAUUUGGGGUUACUACACCUUGGAACGUUUGAUUGUAUUGAAAAUUGUAAAAAAUCUAUUGAUCUUUUACCGUGUUCCCAACCAUCCAUAUCACAAUGAGUAUAAGCAAAUUGUCAAUAAGAUCGGCAUGGAUAAGCUAAGGGAAUCUUAUAUCAAACAAUUGGAACAUUUGAUAAAUGAGGCACCACCCCAUAAAUUGACCAAUCGUGAAUUUUUCAAUUAUCAAUCGAAAUUGGUUAAUUGGUCAGAACGUAAUGCACGAGAAAUUAUAGAAGUUUCGCAUAUCAUCAUCCUACUGUGUGAUCAUCGACAUUUCAAUGCGCAAGAAAUUAAAAGAUUAUUUUAUUGUUUUAAACAACAUUCCUUUGGUAGGCAGCAAAGUUAUCUGAAUGCCUCUGCAAAUGCUUUACAUUUUGAACUGUUAACACGUCUGGCCUAUGCAGAGUUGGCGCUAUUUCUUAAAUGUCUGGACUUUAAGAGAGACAGCGGUGACUCAAAGCCGUUGGCCAAUAGUGUAUUUAAGGAAUUGGAUAAAGAUGUUACCGGUAUGUGUCAUCAUCCGGAAAAUGGUCCAAUGCUUAUGUCAUGGAUGCUAAUGCAAAUCCAAUAUACGGAAGCAGCCGAGAAUGAGGAACAUUUAAUGCGUUGCCGUAAAAUGGGUAAAAGAGCAGUGGAUUUGAAUUGUUUUAAAUUUCUACAUGAUUUACUAUCAAAUUCAAUGUUUAUGGAUGAUUCCAUGGUCUCGAGAAUUGUUCGAAAAACAAUUUAUAAUAUGUUAAGCCAAUUGUGUGAAUAUUUUGAUGGUGAUGGCUCAUGCUCGAAACAUCCAUUUAUUUAUGAACUUGUCUGUGAGCUAUUAAGUUGGCCAACAUUGGCUAAGGAAUUCUGUUCACAAGAGGAGGGAGGAGUUCGUUCGCUUUAUGACACAUUAUUGGAAAUGUUCCCAUUAGAUUUCGCCCAUCUUUCUAUGAUAGCCACAGCCUUGACUAAGGCUGGUAUGGGAAAUUAUGUCAGACAAAAUCUCGAAUCCUUGCCCAUACUCACAGAUGUCUAUGAUGAAACUCGAUUCCAUUUAAAACCCCUAGGAGGUGAUGAUUAUGUUUUGGGACACACCGUUAAACCAUUUCCUCGUAUUGAUUUCUAUCUACCCGAGGGUACCCAAGCCACUGUAUUGGGUCGUCCCGAAGGCUAUUGUGUUCACUUCCGUUUGCCAGUGAAUUAUUUUAAUGUUUUACAUCAUGAAAUUAAUUCCCUGCUGACUGAGACAAUGCAUUAUCAUGGUGAUUAUGAAAAUACGGAGCGUGUUCGACGUGUUAACGAAGGCUUAAAAUACCUACAUGCCGCCUUGAAGAAAACCAAAUCAUUGCAAGGAAUUAGUGUUGAAAUGGUUCAUCCCACUGAAAUGUGCAUCGAUUUGUUAAACAAAUUUAAGGCUUUGCAGAAACCACCCAUCGAAUUAUUGGCCAAUGCAUUGAAUGUGUGUACCGCCUUGCUGCCCUUGGCGGAUGCUGAAAUAUUUAUACGUGUCAUAAAUUUAUCUAUUUUACCGGUGAUAAGCAACGAUUCGCUGGGAGAUUAUAAAAAAUAUGCCCAUGGUUCCUGUUUUGAUUCCCUGUUGGUUGGUUCCUAUUUGGUUGAUGUCGAGAAGAAACGUGAAAGUUUUGAAUUUUUACAAGCCUAUUUGGGUUUCCUUAGGACCUAUACGAAAUUGCAAAGGAGAAAAUAUUUUCAAGUGGAAAUUCCCGGUUUGAUAUUUUUGCUUCGUGAUGUUUUCCCCCACUUGCACGUUUGGCGUUUCAAAUCCCAGCAGGAAAAGUAUACAAUUUAUGCCGAGAUUAUGGGUUUUAUAUGUGAUAUUCUGGAUGAGUUUACCGCCUUGGAAAAGGAUAAGGAAGUACCAAAGGAUCAACUUUUAUUGCGAGACAUUUGCGUCUACUCCAUGUUAAAUAUGGAAAAUGGUAUAAUUCUGCUGCGUUUUGUGGCCUUGGGUAAUGCUUAUCUGCAACAUUGCAUGGAAAUGGAAUCGAAUUGGAUGAUACAACAAAGCCAUGGCCUGGUGUUGUUGGUCCGCUUAUCCAUGCGUAUUCUAAUGCAGGUUUUAAAAUUGAAAUCCACAAUUUUUGAUUCAUCUGAGUUGUCACCAUUGGAGGCAAUGAUUUAUACACAGCCCAAGCAGAGAGACACUCUGCGCAUUAUCCCCGUAGUAACACGUUAUAUGAGUAACAUUUUCGACCGAUGGCUACCCAUAUUGUCGUGUAGAUUGCUGAAAAGAAUUGCCUUGGAAUUUAAUAUGUCUCUGCUGGCCUGCUUGGAUAUGGAGGCGGAUCAAAUACGUAUGACUUUCCUGCAAAAAUUACCCGAUGAAUUGGAAAUCGAUUCCAUUAAAAUUGCCAUAUUGGAACUGGUGGAAUCGUGUAUUGCCAAACAACCCGGUGUCACAGAGGCUUUCUUCAAAGUCAACUACAACAAAGAGAAGCGUAUUUUUGGCAAAGAAAGCGAUACACAAAUAUCCGACAGUAUUGUAACCUACAUGGAGGAUUACUUGGAGGCGGUUAGUAAAGAUCCACAAAUUGUGGAACAGACAUUGCCGAGUAAAAUCAUGAAUCUGUAUCACAUGCUGUGGAAACAGAAUAUGCAAAUAUUGGUGGACUCCUUGGCGCAAAAGGACAACUUCUGGAAUAAAUUGUGUAAACCCCUGUUUGGGGAAUAUAAAUCCAAUGUCAAGGCCUAUACCCAAUUGCUGAAUAUUUUGGGUAUUGAGAUAUUCUCCAAUCAUCACAAACCGAACAGUGAUUUAAAGAAAGUGGUAGCCAAACUCUUUGACGCACCACAUUUUGAAAAAUGGAUAGAUUUUGUUUUCGAUUUACCCAGAACGGCAGUGAAGAAGCCACAUGAAUUUAAUCCUGAAGAAAUGCCGGAAUGGCUGUGUCGUCUGCAAGCGUUUAAAAGCUUUCUUUUAAUACUGCUUAAGAAACAACCCGCCUUUAUGGAAAUUCCUCGCAAACAAUUUAAGCUGUUGGCCCAGAAGACGCUCAACAUUUUGGUGGAAAGAGCAGAAUAUGUAGAAGACCUUAGGCCUCUGAUAAUCAUUUCGGAAUUAUAUUUAUUCAUCAUAUUGGGUUUUAAACAUGCCUAUACCGAAUCUUCGGAGGAACAUCGCAACACCUUGAAACAAUUAAAUAAUCUACUGGCCAAAGUGGCUUCUUGUUACGCCGAUUUACAUGUUCGAGCCAAGGAGGCAUGCCUCUCGAUAGCCAUAAAAUGUGCCGAUUUAUUGUCGGAAGAAUUAACGGAAGACUCAUCGCUGUCAAUGAUGUUUUUACAUUCGGUAGUGAAUAUUAUUUGCUCGGAAUUACACAACCUCGAGAAUUGUGUGAAAAUUGAGAUCAACAGCAAAAAAUCCAGUGAGGAGCUUAAACGCAAUCCCCUCUCAUCUUCAAACUCUUUGAUCUUGUGUUUGAAUCUUUUGAAAACCAUUGCUGCCAUAUUCCACAAUGAUGGUUUUGGUAAUUGGGAUUUACCAUUUAUUACUAAUAAAGUCUUCCAACGUUUGCUCAGUUGCACUGGUUCCAUUUUACAGCUGCACAAUAAACAACAAUUAUCUGUGGAGCUGCUGGAUGUUCUGAUUGUCUUUGCCAAAGGCAAUUGUUCGGCAGAAUUUUUACACUGUGAUGUUGGAGAUUAUUUGUGGUUGAAGCUGCUACCACCCAAAGAGUUAUUGGAGGCAAAUUAUUCCUUGCAGCCGAAGGAUAGUGAUUGGACGGUACACAAAUGGUGGCCAAUUUAUGCCCGGGGCAUUGAAUUGGUUACAAUACUGUUUCAGAAACAUUCAUAUCAUUUCCUUAAGGAAACUCUUCAAUUUGUGGGUAUCCAUGAAGAAUAUUUAGUGGAUUCCUUGCUGCUAAGUAAACAAUCAUUGGAGCCGUCGGCAAUGCGUUUAAUAAAAAGUUGUUCCACAUUACUCUCCAAUUUGGUGUUAUUCGAAAAACAAUGGCGUUUGGAACAUUCACAAUCACUUUUUAAUUUGAUGCGGUCAGUCCAAAUACUCUUAAGCCAUGCCAUAGCCAUGUUCCAUCAACCUAAAAACUUGAAGUUAUUAAUUGCUGGACGUCGUUCCCAAUUGGAAAUUAUACGUGAUUCGGAAAGUGCUGGGCUUGUAGAUGAGGCCAUAACGGCUUUUAAUGACCUAACCGAGAUCAUCAUCUUAUGCGUCAAGUGUCUGCAAGCAUUUAGUCCCAAUUUGGUCGAUUUGAUAUGUGAACCAGAAUUUGCGGUUUUCAAGUGGGAGCCAAUAUUUGAGAUAUGCUUUGGUGCUCCCAAAUUAAGUGAGAAUGCUGUGCAUCUUACAUUUGGAACUGUUCUUAGUAUUGUGGGUGUCUAUACAAAGGUUUUGAAUUUGCAAAAUUAUGGUUUUCAUGAAGUUCCCCUCAAUGUUCUCCCAGAAGUGUGUCGACAAGGUGGUUCUGCUACCAGCAGUGGCAAUACAAGCAUUACCAAAUCCCCACAAGCUCACAAUAUCUCUUCGCGGCCAUUUUCCAAAUCUCUUUCAGUGGCCUCAGUUUCAUCUAUUAAUUGUCCCCCAAAUGAAUUGCUUUCGAAUUUAGAUGGUGAAUUGUGUUUGGUUGCCUUGGAACAUAUACUAACACUGGCAGCAUCACAAAGUCUACUGGCUCUAAAGAAUCCCAGUCUACCGACCCGUGAAAAACAACUUAUACGCCGUGAAAUAAGUAGUGAGCUGUUGUCAUAUCAUGAAUUUGUACGCAAGAAGGUUGUGGUGGACUUUAGGGAACACAACAAAAUUUGGCAUCGUCGUAAACAUGGUCAAGUCCUGAUGCAAGAAGUUGAUUCGGAUAAAGAUUUGAAUGGUAGUGGUGCUAGUACGUCCCAGAGUGCUGCAACAGUGAACAUGCAACGUAUUCCUCCCGAGAUACAACGUAAACCACCAUCCUCGGAUUUACGGGUAAAUGUUGUCAGACGUUUACAUUUGCAACAACAACAGCAACAACGUACCCCCGGACCAUCGGGCGGAGGUUUUGAAAUGUCACGCAUUAUAAGUCCAAUAGGUGGUGGUGCGACUAGUAAAAUCCAACAACCUCCAGCUGCCUCAACACCGGCUUUAUCACGUCCACCUCUACGACGUCCCGGUGAUGCUAACGAUGAUGAUUAUACUAAACGUGUACAUAUUGCCGACGAGGCCAGUGCCAUGUUGGAAUUGCAAGAGGAAGAAGAAGAUAUCUAUUUCCCACCCGAAGAACCGAAAUACAGUGCCCUCUCUUAUAUACAAUUUGUUGAAGAAGAUUAUUUACAUUUUAUGUCCAAUCUAUUCUUUGUCAUUUGUCAAAAUGAUUAAAGCUGAACUGAAACAU